CCCGUGGAAGAAUCUGAGGACCCCCACCCCACUGCUGAAGUGACCCUGGGACCAGGGGCCUCUCCUGACUGACUAUCCAUAGGUCCUAGUAAGCGAAAUUCUACUUAUCAGUUUUUAAAACUCUGAAUCCUCACUGCUUUUUAAUAACUCCACCUUACAUGAUAAAAUGUCCCUUCGCGCUUUUUUACAUUUCCGAGAACAAUUGUAGGAGGAUUUUGUUGGGAUUUCUGGUAGCGAAGCAAAUGCGCCUAGAUUACCUGCCCCCUCGAUUGCUUUGCACCCGUGUAGUUGUGGGAGGGGGCUACGAGGGGGGGCUGCUCUCCAUGCAGGAAUUUCCUCAGGAUGUUCGAGCAGGACAGAAAUUCCCGGGAGCCUCCAAGUGAGAGCAAAGUCCUCUUGAAAGCUUCAGAAUGUUGGAUCUGAAUUCUCAAGUUGGAUCUCCUGGAGGAUGUGGGAUCUGGGGGUGUUCGUGCCCCUAAUUGUUGUGGUCCUUCCAUGCAACAACGCUAGAGUGGGAUGGGUUGUGCUUGGGUGUGCAUGAAAGCAGGGAGUCCAAUGCAGGGAGGAGAAAGAAGGGACAGAAGAGGGGAGAGGGGUGGGGCUGUCUGGCCUGCAGGAACCGCCAUCCAAAGCCUCUUCUGCAUCAGCAUCAGCGUCAGCGUCUCUGGUCACCAGAAGGCCUAGGGGGCAAGACCGGCUCUUUGGCUGGCUGCUUUCCAAUGCCUGUCUCGCCCUUUGCCCCUGUUACCCUCAAACAUUCCUCCCUGGUUCCGUCAUGGAGCCGGGGGAACAAUUUAAAAGAAUCUCUGAUUGUUUAUGUAGAAUGUAGAUUCAGCUGCCCAUCUUAAGCGCAUAACUCUGGGCAGGGAACGAUAAGAGAACCCACAACCCAUGAAAAUAGUCUGGUCCAAGGACAUACCAAGUGAGGCUCCACCUGGCAUGCAGCGUCCUAACAGACAGGCGGGCACACGUCCUCUUCUGGGCCUUACCCACCAAGGGAAGCAGCUGCCCUUCUCCUGAACUCCACUACAGCCCUGCUCAUCCUGGGCGAUGGGUGUCAAGGGGCAUCAACUUCAAAACAGGCAGCCGGUGCCACCUCAGGUGCCCAGAGCUGGCAGAGGAGCGCCACCUGCAACCUUGUCACUGCAGGCAGGAGCUGUCUCGUGAGCAGCCUGAUGGAGGAUGGCAGCCCCUACUUGGCUGCUCCAAGGGGAGGAGAGCGUCCCUUGAGCCGGGCGUUUGUCUCCUUGUGUGUCUGGGAGGGAACAGGGACGUCUCGAGUGCCAGGAAGCAAAAGUGAAAAAUGCGGAGGGACGAGGCAAUCCAGAAUAUUUGCGGCUGAGCAGGAUUGUCCAUGCUCUGGCCUCUUCUCCCUCGAGUUCCCUGGACUCUCUUGGGGGGGGCCACUCCCAUGGGGGGAAGUUCUCUGACUCCACUGGACAGAUGCGGCUGAAGGUUCCAUGGGCUGCUUCCAUCAUCAGAAGCACCUGGCAACCUUGGAAUGCAAAGUCUGUUUAAGAACCCACUUUACUGGGCAGUCUCCAACAUUCAGAGAUGGAUGCUACCAGCAAGCCUCACCAGAUCCCCCCGGAGAUGGGAAUCUAUGCCGAAAAGCACAACAUCUUCCAGAUCAUGCAGGGCCUGAUGGAAGCCCUCCUUGUGGCCCGGCCAGCCAAACCCAUUGACUUCAUGAUAGAACACCUCAAGAAGAACAAUGAAGAGGUGCCCAGGGUCUUCAUUGUGGGACCCCCGGCCUCUGGGAAGACCACCAUCGCCCGCUGGAUUUGUAAGCACCUCAGUGCAACAUAUCUUUGCCCCAAGGAGCUCGUGCGCAUCAAGCUGCUGAAGAAGGCCAAGGAGGCCGAGGGCUAUCAAACACGUGGGGAGAAGAUCCCUGAUGAGCUGUGGGCUUCUCUCCUGCAGGAACGCUUGAGCGACGUGGACUGCGAGACCUUGGGGUGGGUGGUGGAUGGCUUCCCCCAGACCAGGAACCAGGCCCUGGAGCUCCAGACCCUGGGUGUCCUCCCUCGGCACCUUGUGGUCCUUUAUGCCCCAGACACGGUGCUGAUCGAGAGGAACCUGGGGAAGCGUGUGGACCCUCUCACCCAGGAGGUGUACCACACCACCUUUGACUGGCCGGUUGACUUCACUGUGCAGAAGCGCUUGGUAAAACCGGAAGAUACCUCCGAGCAAGCCACCGCUCGGCGGCUUUUGGAAAACCACCGCAACAUGCCUGGCAUUGUCCAGACAUACCAGGAUUGCUACAAGGCUAUCAACGCCGACCAGCCUUGCGUUGAUGUCUUUGCCCAAGCGCUCAAUUUUGUGCAGAGUCGUCCACGGUCCAAUGCCCCCUUCACUCCCCGCAUCCUGCUCCUGGGUCCCCCGGGCAGUGGCAAAAGCCUGCAGGCAGCUCUGCUGUCCCAGAAAUAUGGGGUGGUCAACAUUUUCUUUGGGGACCUCCUGCGGGAGAAAGUGGCUGGGAACACAGGCGUGGGCGAAUUCAUCAAGCCUUUUUUCAAAAUGAGGUGCCCUGUGAAAGACAACAUCGCUCUGCACGUCCUCAAGGAGCGUCUGGAACAGGAUGACUGCCGCACCUAUGGAUGGGUGCUCCACGGCUUCCCUCGUGACGUGGACCAGGCACUGCUCUUCCGGCAGAUUGACGUCGAGCCCAACCGAGUCUUCUUCCUCAACCUGCCCACCGAGGUAGGGCUGCAGCGCAUCUGCCAGCGUGCCACUGACCCCAUCAGCGGAGAGAGAUACCACACCAUCUACAAGCCGCCUGUGGAUGAGGAGGUCCACCAGCGCUUGUGCAGGCACCCCAAGGAUGACCCUCUCCAAGUGGAGCGGAAGACGGACAUCUACAGCCACAGGCUGGCUGAGCUGGAGGAGCAUUACGAGGACUCGAUUUGUCUCAAUGCAGACCAAGAUCCCUACACCGUCUUCGAGUACAUUGAGAGUUGCCUGGUCAAGCCUCUGCCCAUCUGUAAGCUGUAACGCCAGAGAGGUGACCCCCGUGGCUUUGCCAGCACUGCCCUGGCAGCAAGCAGCAGGGCAUGGAUGGCAAGGGGAGGGCAAUGUGUUUAGCAGUGAUGGGAGAAUAAAAAUAUUUUGUUUUAACGUGGAAGCCAUCUCUGCUUCUUGUUUAAGAAAUGCCUUGCCCCUGGGUCAGCCAUGGUGCCCGGGUCCUGCAAGUCACUGCUCUUGGUGCCCACCUCUGUCAAUUGGCAGCAGGCUGGGUGUCAGAAAAGAGCCUCGUUCUGCCUUCCCAGGCCUGAACUAAUGUCUCCCAGGGAUCCUGUGGUUCGUAGUGGCACGUUUUGGAUACCUGCCCUACAGAUUAGCCUGCUCUGCCCCCUGAGGCCCCAAAGGGUUGGGCCCAAGAAAAGGGCACCUCCCCCUGUCAGCAGAGCCCGGUCCAGGUGAGGCAGUUUCUGUCCAGUUGACAGGGAAAAACAGGGCUGAUGGAAUUACAGCUGGGAGCUUCUGGCUACCCUUGCCCCUCGGUGCCCCUCGGCCCCCAUUCCUAAUUUUGUAGAGGGAGGGGCAGGUGACCACAGAAGAGUGGGAGAAGUUUUCCAAAGGGGUUUGGUUCUGGGUCCCCCGAAAUUUGCCAUGUCUCCCCAGUUAGGCUGUGCUGCUGCGGACACAGCACUCUUAGGGGUCCAGCUGCCACAGAGGUAAGUGAGGACUUGCCCUUGGGGUGGGGGAGGGAGCUGAGUUUUCCCCAUUUGGCUGGCUGGUGUGGAAUCCUCAGGCCCCCCGGUGGUCUUCUGCCUGUCCAGGGCAUCUGCUCCAUUAGCAGAGGGUUU
Messenger RNA from Crotalus tigris (Tiger rattlesnake), 3809 nucleotides. RefSeq names its product adenylate kinase 8-like. NCBI's taxonomy places the organism in Eukaryota, Metazoa, Chordata, Lepidosauria, Squamata, Viperidae. Gene Ontology annotation, biological process: nucleoside triphosphate biosynthetic process. Gene Ontology annotation, cellular component: cytoplasm. Bases 1555 to 2994 code for a protein of 479 amino acids. The transcript has 2 exons. The record is from RefSeq and is a predicted model, not a curated record. Gene Ontology annotation, molecular function: nucleoside diphosphate kinase activity; ATP binding; AMP kinase activity.